This is a messenger RNA of Zonotrichia leucophrys gambelii, 4992 nucleotides long. RefSeq names its product bridge-like lipid transfer protein family member 3B (gene BLTP3B). Lineage: Eukaryota; Metazoa; Chordata; Aves; Passeriformes; Passerellidae. The coding region runs from base 421 to 4764 and encodes 1447 amino acids. The transcript has 22 exons. The record is from RefSeq and is a predicted model, not a curated record.
CCCGCGCCGCUCUGCCCGCACGGAGCCGCCGCUCUCCGCGCGGGGCGGGGGCCCCGGGCCCGUCCCGCCCCGUCUCGCCCCCGUCACCAGGCGAUGCUGCGGCCAAGAUGGCGCCGGGCGUCGAGUAAGCGCGAGUGGGGAUAGCGGCUCCGCUCCCGGCGCUCUCCCCACCUCGGGCAGGGGCGGGCGCAGGGAUGAGGCGCGUUCCCGGUCCCGGCUGGUCGUCGUGAGGGGCGCGGGCAGGCAGACACCAUGGCGGGGAUUAUCAAGAAGCAGAUCCUGAAGCAUCUCUCCAGCGAUCCCAGCUGGCUCUGGUGGAGAUUGGUUUGCUGUGAAUAUCCUUACUACCAAAAUGAGUACCAGAAGCUUCUCAGAAGCCGUGGCAACUGACCACUUGCUUUCACCAGGAAUAGGGGCCUUAUGUCUGAAUACCUUGCCCUCAGGUUCACCAAAAAUCUGUCGCCUGACAAGAUCAACCUGAGCACGUUAAAGGGGGAAGGUCAGCUGACCAAUUUAGAGUUGGAUCAAGAGGUGCUCCAGAACAUGCUGGAUCUUCCAACAUGGCUGGCUAUAAACAAGGUGUUUUGUAAUAAAGCAUCCAUUAGGAUACCAUGGACAAAAUUGAAAACACAUCCCAUCUCUUUGUCCUUGGAUAAAGUUGUAAUGGAAAUGAGCACAUGUGAAGAGCCACGUGCCCCUAAUGGACCCUCUCCAAUAGCAACUGCAUCUGGGCAGAGUGAAUAUGGCUUUGCUGAAAAAGUGGUAGAAGGCAUUUCAGUUUCUGUGAACUCCAUCAUAAUAAGGAUUGGUGCAAAAGCCUUUAAUGCUUCAUUUGAACUUUCCCAGCUGAGAAUAUAUAGUGUAAAUGCAAACUGGGAACAUGCUGACCUUAGAUUUACCAGAAUACAAGAAGCUCAACGUGGAGAGGUCUUGACUUUUAAAGAAAUCAACUGGCAGAUGAUCAGAAUAGAAGCUGAUGCAAUCCAGAGUUCUAAGCAUGAAAUAAUGAGUGCUCCAGUUCGACUGAUUACUAACCAAUCAAAAAUUAGGGUCACGCUUAAAAGAAGGUUAAAAGACUGUAAUGUUGUGGCAUCCAAACUGGUUCUGAUUCUGGAUGAUUUGCUGUGGGUUUUGACUGAUUCCCAAUUGAAAGCCAUGGUGCAGUAUGCCAAAUCUCUUAGUGAAGCCAUAGAGAAAUCAGCAGAACAGAGGAAAAGCUUGGCUUCUGAAACAGCCCAGAGCUCUGCCCCUGCACCCAGUUCCCAGCAGGUGAAAACGCACCAGACAACAGCAGCGCCUGAUCAAAACGAUGCAAUAGUAAAAUUGUUUAAUGAUUUUGAUGUUAAGGAAACUUCUUAUCACUUAGUAAUUUCCCACUUGGAUCUACAUAUAUGUGAUGAUAUCCACUCUAAAGAGAAAGACCCAAACAGACGUGUUACAGGAGGGGCCAUGCAGCUUUCCUUCAGCUAUUUAACAGUGGAUUAUUAUCCAUUUCACAAAGCAGGAGACAGCUGUGAUCACUGGAUGCAUUACAGUGAUGCCACUAAAACCAGAAGUGGAUGGGCCAAAGAAUUAUUAAAUGAAUUCAAAAGCAAUGUUGAAUUGCUUAAGCAGGCUGUGAAGGAUCAGGUCAUAGAUUCUCCUCCUAAAUCACCACCUGCUGUAUCUCCUCAGAACCUACAAACAGGCAAGGAACAGAUGCCAAAAGGAACAUCUAGGGCUUCCUCUGUAUCUUCCCAACAACCAAAGGGCAAACUGAUGUCUAGUCCUAUUGUGGUUAGACUUGCAGACUUCAAUAUAUAUCAGGUUUCAACAGCAGACCAGUGUCGUUCUUCCCCUAAAGCUCUGAUUUCUUGCAAUAAAAAGUCACUUUAUCUUCCACCAGAAAUGCCAGCUAUUCAUAUUGAAUUCACUGAAUAUUACUACCCAGAUGGAAAGGACUUUCCUAUUCCAUGUCCAAAUUUGUAUGGCCAGCUGAAUGCUUUGCAGUUCACUCUGGAUCAAAGAAGUAUUCUUUGGCUAAACCAGUUUGUGUUGGAUUUGAAACAGAGUCUUAUUCAGUUCAUGGCCAUGUACAAGUUAAAUGACAAUUCAAAAUCAGAUGAACAUGUUGAUGUGAGAGUGGAUGGACUAAUGUUAAAGAUCAUCAUCCCAUUUGAAAACAAACCUGAAAUUCAUAAAGAUCAACCUCGUGCAAUUUCCAUUCAAAGUUCAGAGAUGAUUGCUACGAAUACCAGAUGCUCCCCAAACUGCAGACACUCUGAUCUAGAAGCUUUGUUUCAGAACUUCAAGGACUCAGAAUUUUUCAGUAGAAAUUUCACCACUUUUCCUAAGUCCCCCAAAAAUUUUAAUCUUUUACAUCCAAUCUUCCAGAGACAUGCUCAUGAACAAGAUACCAAAAUGCAUGAUGUUUAUAAGGGUUAUAUCAUUCCAGAAUUGAAUAAAUAUGCAUUAAAGACAUCUGCAGCUACUGAUGUUUGGGCCAUGCAUUUUUCCCAGUUUUGGAUAGAUUACGAAGGAACGAAAAGUGGGAAAGGCCGGCCAGUAAGCUUUGUGGACUCUUUCCCACUUUCACUUUGGAUUUGUCAGCCAAUACGAUUUGCAAAGUCACAAAAAGAGCUUGUAUCCCGUAAUCAGACAGCCUUGAACAUUCCAAAAAGUGAAUCUAGUGAUCUCUCUAAUAGAUUGCAACGUAAGAAACUUCUAAAGGAGUAUUACAGCAGUGAGACAGAGCCUUCAACCAAUGGCAUUCAAAUGUCUGAGACCUCAGUGCUUUCUGAAAGCUCUUCCUCUGAUGCAGAUGUACAUGUUCUUGUCCAUGUUCAGAAACAUGUAAGCGUGCAGAUCAAUCACUACCAGUAUCUUUUUUUGCUGUUUCUCCAUGAAUCUCUUGUAUUGCUCCUGGAAAACUUAAGGAAGGACGUAGAGGCAGUGACAGGAAAACCUGCAAAGCAAACAGAUGUCUGCAUUGGGAUUCUACUGAAAACUGCAGAAGUAGCCUUACUGCUCCAUCCAGUGACUCAGGGAAACCCUUGUAAAUCUCCUGUUGAGGAAGAAGGAAGUACUAUGGCAUCAGAACUCUCCCCUGUGGGAAAUGGGGAAACUCUUACUUCAGAGAGUAAAUUAGUUGGUAGCAAGAUAGUGGAAGCCAGUAUUACUAAUUUUGGUUAUGUAAAUGACUGCAAGCCUCUGAAUGCUGAAGUUAAUAAAGGAAUUUUAAUAGAUCCUCUUUUGUUUAAAUCAGACAGUAAUACGGAUUUUCAGAAAGCAAUGUCAUUUUCUGAUGAUGCAUCAGAAAAAGGUUUGGGAGAUACGAGUGAAGGAGGAAGCAGUGGACUUUUUAGUAGAAGUGAUUCUGAAGAGGUCUGUGGACCUCUAAGUGAGAAAAGUAGUUUGAAUCCUAGGGAUUUGGUGUCCAUUCUAAAUAAGAGAGAAGAUUCUACUGAAUUUUUCAUUGAUAAAGAGGAUGACAGAAACAUAUCCUCAAAUAAGUUAAAUGAACAGGAGGGCACAACUGAAGGCUGUCCUGACCAAGUCGCUGACUUGGAAACAGAAACUGCCUUAGAGUCUGAAGAGCUUGAAAUCAACAAAGACAAAGUGGCUUCAGUUAAAAUGUUUGCAUCCCAGUCUUCUUCAAGUGCUAAGCCCAAGGAACGCUGCUCGUCCAACCUCCCUGCAUUCUCUGUUUCUUACAAAAAUAUGAAGAGAAGUCCAUCACAAGUCUCUCUGGAUACCAUCUCUAUUGAUAGUAUGAUGCUAGAGGAUCAUUUGAUAGAGAGUGAUGGAAGUGAUAGUCAAAGCUUUCUGGAGAAAGGUAUUACAGCCACAAACUAUCAAAGUCCAUCAGAAAAUGUCCAUGAAGGAGGCACAGUGAUGGAAAAUUGUGAUGGGUCAUCUCCAGAUGCCAUGAGUGCUGCUUCAGAAAAUGCCCAUGAGACUAGUGAAGAAAUGAUGUCUGUUGUGGUUUUUCAAGUAUUUGGUAUUAAUGGUGAAAUUGACAUCAGAGGAGAAGACACAGAAAUAUGCUUACAGGUCAACCAAGUGAUACCAAACCAGCUAGGAAAUAUUGGUGUUCGACAAUAUCUGUGCAACAGAACUGUUGGUUCUGACUGUAAAUCUGUGGCUGGACCUGUUAAUUCAUCACCUGAGAUUAGUCUGAGAUGGGAAAGCGGGCCUAGUGCUGUUGUACAUUCCCUGCUAGCUGUAAAAAAUGGGUUUCUUCAGUGUCAUGUGGAGAACUUCAGUGCUGAAUUUCUAACAUCUUCUCUCACAAACAUUCAGCAUUUUCUAGAAGAUGAAACUGUCGCAGAAGUGAUGCCUAUGAAGAUAAAAGUUUCUAAUGCAAGGAUUAAUUUAAAAGAUGACAGUCCACGUGAAAAUCUUAAGGCAUCUGAGCUGGUACCCAUAAAACUGCAUAUUGACAUACUCUGGAUAGAAAGAAAUGAUGAUGGCACUUUUCUCAUUAGAGACAAUCAAAAAGUAAAUGAUGUGUCAAAGAUGAAGAAUUUAAGCAGAACAUUGCAGCAAGCAGUGGGAUCUGUUGAAUGUAAAACACAGGACCAAGCCACGCAAACUACUUGGGAGACACCCAGACCUUCUAAAUCAAGCAGGCAUUCAUCUGACUUCCUUAAAAAUGAGCUUAUUGAAGAAAAUGAAUGUCUCAAACAGGAACUAGCCAAAGCCAAAAUGGCUCUUGCUGAGGUCCAAAUGGAAAAAGAUGCCCUGCUUCAUCGCAUGAAGAGGAUGAAUGUUGAUCAUCAGUAGGACACUGUUCUGUUUGUUCAAAGCAUCAUCAUCAUCAUAACUGCAGGUGGUGGUGGCACCUAAAAUACUGUCUGCAAAUCACUUGAAAAUGUGGUUAUUUUUUUGCUUACAGACAGUUUUCUCAUUACAAAAAAAAAAAAUGUUUGUGAACCAGGUACUCUUCUGAAAUUAUCAUUACACAUUGUAACUUUUCUCAGCCCAUUUUAAACUGAAAUGACUUUGGAAAAA